GCGACACUGAGGACGACUUAAAAUCGAUCUAACGCCAGGUCUUUGUGUCCCGCGCGUGUAGCCCGUAUUGCCAGGGGCGUCCGAUACCAUACUGCUAUCUGGAUGCUGGCAUAUCGACGUAUAUGCUGCUGCAUGAAUGACCCGAUACAGGGAUCAAACUUAUAUGCAGCGUUAGCCUGUGUUGCAGUCCGUGAUUGAUCGAGGCUUCAUCAGAAAAAUUACGGUUGCGAGCGUGUUCGGCCUUCAGCGCGCUUCUUGUGUAGGGUUUGGAUGACGAGACCUCUCUGUUGCGUGUCGCACUUGUUUCCAUAUUCCGUAUCAAGAGGUCAUUUUGUUGCGGAUGCAUGCCAAUGUCAUCAAGGAUAGUGUCAAAUCAAUGCAGGACUUUGAACAGUGUGGCACCCAGGACUGCUUCGGCUGUUUAGUCGAUCACGCUUUAUACCGCUUGAUUUCGGGAGCGUGAGACAAGAACUGGUAGCGGCACUCGUGGAUGUAGGUCAGAUCAGUAUCAACAAUUUCCGCAAAAGAGCGCAUCACUGGUUUACCAGUGUCUUCUACUGUCCGCCUUGAUCGAAAGACAUGAUGGAAGAGUACAAGACCAAAGUCGAACCAGGUGAUGAUAAGAAGGAGAAGGAUAUGGAAGUGGUAGAGAUGGACGAACCCGCCAAUGAGGAGCCCAAGGCCACAGAUCCUCUCACUCCCACGGAGGAGGCUGACCCGGCCACUGCUGCUGGCCAGGGCUCGAGCCGCCGCAACGAAUGGUGCUCCAAGAUCACGGAUUACAACGAGUACUGGUCGCUUCGGAUAGGUACCAUUCAGUUCUUCAUCGGCGUUUUCCUGACUAUUUUCGGGAUCGCCGCCAUGGCCACGAGGACCCCGGUGAAUGAGUACAGUUUCGGCUUCCUAGCAGGCGUCUUUACAGUCGGUGGUGGCGUCCUCGGAGUACUUUCGUCAAAAAUGAAACGGAAGUACUUGAUCUUAGCAUGUCUCGUGACAUCUUCGGUAGCGAUUUUCUGGGCCUUGGUCACGUUCAUAUGCGCGGCCGUUGGCCUGGACCGGACGGAGCAGGCAAGACGGACGGCAGUUAAAGAAAACAGCGUCCAUGAUCGGUGGUUUGCGCUGAAUUCUCUCCUCCUCCUCUUGGCCCUCGGUGAGAUUGCUGCCGGAUUGGUGCAGACAGUCUUCUGUGGGUUCAUCUUUAAGAAGCCCCAUUUGAAGUUCAAGAUCUUACGUCGCUUGAAGAACAGGAAGACUGGUGAGACGGAGAUAACGAUCGUAGAAGAGUCGGUUGCGGCCGAACAGGCUGUUACCAGUGAGAGUGCCCCGCCUGAGGAGAAGCAGGAAGAGGUCCCCGUCAUCGCCUACAGAAAACCAUGUGGCUGCACCGUUGUUCCGGCCUACAACGGGGUAGUAGCGCUGAGAUGUGGGGUCAUACAAGUUACCUUCGGAGUCGUCAUCUUCGCCUUUGCAAUCGGAGCCUUUGCUGCCGGCGCUUGGGGAGCAUGGUUCGCUUUCGGAAUAUGGGGCGGAUUGAUGAUCAUCACUGCUGGAAGCUUAGGAAUCGUCACCUCACAGGACAAGAGACGGGAUAUCAUCAUAGCGUGUAUGGCAAUGUCGCUCUUCUCUGCCAUUGCAUCUCUGGGGCUCUUCCUCAUCCAUUGUAUUGGUCUUGAUGUCGAUUCCAAACCACGAGUGUCUCAACGCCUGGCAAUCCAUGCGUUCCUGGUCAUCUUAGGAAUAGCAGAGAUUGCUGUAGCGGUCGUGCAGGCUGUAUACGCGGGUCAAGCUAUAUCUGAAGUAAGGGAGGCACACGUCGGCAUCAUGGCGGCGCCACCAGGCCAACCGACCCCGCCACCUAUCGGCGGCUACCAGAUCGGUAUCGGACAAGGUAGCGUAGGUCCACACCCAUUGGUACUUCUACCACUACCGACGCAGCCAUCGCAACAAUUCCAAUUGAAUUACGGCCCGGUGUCUAUUGAUAACCCGGGCUCCUUCUUCCUUACAGUCAACCCUCAGCAGACGAAAUCAUCCGAAGAAAAAGGAAAGAAAGAGGGAGAAACGGAAGUAAAAACAUCAGUGCAUUAUGUGGGUAGAGGAAGAGAUGGAGCGAAAGCUUAUUUAUAAACAAUUCGUUCAGUAACGUUACUUAAAUAUGUAUAUACAGUACAACGUGAACAGUUUUGCGACCACUGACUUCAGAAUAAAGAAAAGACCCUCACUCACACUUUACUUUCGUUUGAGAAUAAUGUAACGGACUACGGGAGCCAAAGGAGCCUAAAAUCUACUUAAUUGGUCAUAUUAUCCAGUAUGAAAAAAAAGUCAUUCUAUUGUAGGUGUGAAGAUAUAAAAUCCUACUUUAAAACACUUUAUCGAAUAGUCCGCUGAGUGAUGCAAGGCGGGACGCGCGUUGUCUGUAAAGCUUAGCAAUGUCAAUACAUUAAGGGUCAAGAUGAUGUACACUACAUGUUUGAAUGUCUACUUGUAUAUUCGCCGCAACUUUGUUCAUAUAUUUUCAUUUCUAAAAUGAAAUGUAGGCGAAAUAUGAGAAUUAUAACAACGUCGUAGGGAUAGAAACGGUUUUGUUCAUAUAGUGUAUGUUAUGUACUGAAGUGAGAUUUGGCGAGUCUGACUUGAUUCAUAGCUGAAAAGCGAUGAGUAUAUAGCUGGAAUGAUGCUAUCUAGUUUGUUUCAAGUGAAUGGAAAAACGUGAUAGCAAUACGACUCGUUCUUAACGAUAACAUUAUUGUGUCUUUUAAAGAAUAAUUAUAUUCUAUAUGUUGUGACGCCAAAGGAAACGCGAUGCGACAGCAUUAAUUGUCUCUCAUCCUAUACGGGCCUGUGGGGGCCUUCGUUUCUACACCGACAACUCGUUCAAAGAAACCACGAACUUCUAUAGAAGUCCGUGAAGAAACAUUAGUGAAAGUGCAUCAUCGCGUAUACCCACUAUGACAAUACGGCGUCCAGAAUUUCAAAAUCGUUAGUGCUAUAUCAAGGAAUACGUGUCUUAACGACUUCGCAGAUUCGCUGAAUAUUGGCCCUUGGGUGUAAGCUUUUGUGUAUAUUUCAACAUUCGAUUUAGAGAUAUUUCUAUCCAUGCGUUUACCAUUGUGUGCAAACUCAUCAUGCAAUUCUGCUUGACUCUCAAAAGUUCACUCACAAUUGAACAUUUGAAUAUUAUUUACCAUUAACUGUGUUGGAUUGAUUACGUUAUCAUUCGAGUUAUCACCGCGCUUAUCUUCGUAAAGACGUCCACGUCAUCGACUUGUUGUCUUCAUGUACAUUCGUCAUCAUUUUCUGCGAGGAUCAUCAUGUAGAUGCACGUGCAUUACUCGUGUAUACGAACGAACAAGAUCCGAAGGUGGCAGCUCUUCCUGUCAGACGGGCAUUAAUACCGGUAGCUAUGUUAUAGGAACAAAACAAUGAUCACCCUAAAGAUAUUUGCGUUUCUGAAAAACCUCUUCCUGACAUACCUCCAUAAGGGAUGCAUACAAGUGCUGGUCAAAAAACCCUAUAAGGUUUUUCAAAAGCUCAAAAACCUAUUUCUAAGAAUAGUGUAAGCAUAGAUUCUUGCAGCGUGUAUCUAUUCAUUGGCUCGUAUGCUCACGCACGCUUUACCAUCCGAAUUGUCAACGCACGCUGCUAAAGAUGACUAUGGCUUUAGCGGAUUUAUGUGUUUUGUUGUAAACUGUAUUGCUUUUUGUCGCUUGUGUUGCUGGCUGACGUUUAUUACUCUACAUGUAUAUGUAGGUCGGAUCCGCCACUCCCUGGCGUUGAUCCUAACCCCUCUCAGUAUUUUUCUCUGGUUGGUUUCUCAACGAAUUAUGCCAUCAGAUAACUAGAAAAUGCCGGAAGAGGACAAAAGUCGAACAUUAUAGAUACCGGUGUAAAAUCAUAUAUAGCUUGGCAUUAGGAAAUUAUGAUAUUAAAAUAACUUAUAAAUUUCAGAAGGCUGGUUCAGUGUGCAUUAUACGCGUCCGUUCUUUAAAUGACAUCAGGGACAAAACGUUGAACAUCUGAAAAUACAUUUAUAUUUUUCUACUGUUUAAGAUAGGAGUGCAAUAUGAGGAACACUGGUAUUUUUACCCAAGUUUGGUCUGGAAUCGUUGGUAUUUCCUAUGUUCCAUCCUUUAUCAGUGACGUUUGACAUAAAAGAGGCUUCUUUUUUCCCCAAUAUCCGAUUAACUAAUGUAUAUAUAGCUAAACACUACUGAAACUGCGCAGCUCGUAUCAUUGACUUUCGAUUUGAUCAGUGUUUUAGCACAAUUCACCACUUCAUCUUGUGAUAGAAGUCAGAAGGAAUUUAGUUGUAGUUUUCUGAUAAAAGUCAGAACAGAAGUCAGAACAGAAUAUUUCAAAGUAUCUAGUUUAGAAUGCAUUCAAAUUCGAAAGUUCAUGUAAUUUAUUUUGAAAGUCCAUGUACGUUUUAUUUUUUCUACUUUUCAAAAUUUUCUAAAUAUAUUUUCUAUUGUAAUUCAAAUUUGAAUUACUAUGUCAGGUAUACGAUUAUCAAAAUAUAUAUACUCCAAGUCUAGUCACCCUGUUGGACAUAAUCUGAGAAGGUAGUGAGGGAAAGUUUGUAGGGAAAGGUUGGGGUAAACAUUCAUAUAGCAAAAGCAUCAAACUAACGCCAACCUCCACCAUGUGCUUUGUCAAUUUCCGCUGUCAGCAAUCAAAUUUUCCUGGUUGUCACUUUUUGAAAUAAUUCGAAUGGAAAUAUGAAAAAUAAAUUGAACGGAAAUAUUCUUGCGGUCAAUAUAUAAAUAAAAUGUCCAAAAGUACUUUUUGAAAAUUUAUACUUGUCUAGAGAUAUGAGAUAUCAUGAUUCAAAUGUAAAAUAUCGGGAGAUUAAUUUAAGUAUUGCCUCAAAUCUGACAUAAUAGUCAAAGGGGGACUAUAGGCAGGAGCAGACGGGCUAAUUUGGAAUCUUCAAGUGACUAAUAUAGGGCCCUUGGUCAUGUCAGAUACAGCACUUAAUAUAUUCCUCGUAAGCAUGAAUCAUUUCGACGUACUGUGAGAUGUGAGAUACCCCCAUUGACGACUUCGUGUAACUUUAUCUUGCCUGCCUAGCUGCUGCCUAUAUUGUCCCUUUAAGGUCCUAAUUUAUUGUAUCUUUGUUGAUAUCAAAAGUGUUUAUAUAGAUCUGUAUGAGAUUGUAUGUGUUUAAAUGUCUUCAAUGUCUUAUAUGAAAGAAAGAAACUGUAUCAAAUA
Molecule: messenger RNA, 5208 nt
Organism: Lineus longissimus
Lineage: Eukaryota; Metazoa; Nemertea; Pilidiophora; Heteronemertea; Lineidae
Exons: 2
Coding region: 580-2124 (514 amino acids)
Source: RefSeq, a predicted model, not a curated record